AUGAAUCCCUCAAGCUUCACCGGAUCAAGCACUACUGAGGAUCCAGAAAACUUUGUAGAGAAGUUGAAUAAGGUCUUUGAGGUUAUGCAUGUGGUUGAAUCUAAGAGGGUUGAGUUAGCUGCACUCUUACUAAAGAGUGUGGAUGGUACCUGGUUUGAUCAAUGGAAAGAUGGCAAAGGUGAGGAUGCACCACAGCCAAGUUGGGCUUGUUUCGAAGAAGCCUUCUUGGGGAGGUUCUUUCCCCAGGAACAAAAGGAAGCCAAGGGUAGUGUGGCGCAAGGAGGUAGUAAACCUCCUGCCUGCGCCAAGUGUGGUAGGAAUCACUCUGGCAUCUGUAGUGAAGGCUCCACGGUUUGUUUCAAGUGCGGUCAGACCGAGUAUUUCAUGAAAAAAUGUCCAAAGAACAAGCAAGGCGGUGGUAAUGGGAGUAAUGGAGCUCAGACUUCAUCAGCGGCUCCACCAGACAGAGCUACACCUAGAGGAGCCACUUUUGGUACGGGCGGAGGGUCAAAUCAUCUCUAUGCAAUCACUAGCCGCCAAGAUCAAGUGAUCUCUCUAGAUGUUGUCACGGGUAUAAUCAAAGUCUCAUCUUUCAUGUUUAUGCUUUGCUAG
Solanum pennellii is the source of this 612-nucleotide messenger RNA. RefSeq lists its product as uncharacterized. NCBI's taxonomy places the organism in Eukaryota, Viridiplantae, Streptophyta, Magnoliopsida, Solanales, Solanaceae. Bases 1 to 612 code for a protein of 203 amino acids. The record is from RefSeq and is a predicted model, not a curated record. The transcript has 2 exons.